AUGGAGGUGGGAUCCUGUACUCAGUCAAAGGAUUUUUCUUCAAUCGCCCGUCGUCUUCUACUCAGCCGACAUCCUCAGAGUUCGAACUCUCAAGGGUCAGUCUCACCGAAUGGUCAUAUUCUUUCCUUUCCGCAGACCGACAGCGACAGUAAGGAAUAUGUGGAACAAAUGACUCCUCCCAUAAAACAGAACAAUAGCCCUCCUCCCUUGUCACAGGAAUGCAGUAACGGUAAACCGCUCCAAGAACAGCCAACAAUCGCCCCUCGUUUUCUUCUCAAUCAGCAACCCCGUUCCAACUCGCAGUCGCCGCCUAACUCCGUGACAGACAUUCGGGAUAUGAGAUCGUCUACUGAUGAAUUGAACGCCAGCGAUCUCAUCUUCCACACACUUCCGCAACAGCAGGCAAAACGAAGACCUCGCAAAUGUGAAUUCUGUGAUCGUAUACGAAGUAUUACUGCUGACAGGCUGAAAGCACCGAUAGAGAUACCUAGAGACGCAAAGUCAUCAUAUAAGGGAGCCUCCAUUGCUCGUCCUACUCUAGGACGGAAGGCUAAGAUUGUUAUCAAGCGUGUGAGACAAUUUUUCGACGAGUUGAAAAGACAAUUAGGAGAAGAGGCCCAUGGAACGCUGUUUUAUUCAGCGACUGUAAUGACGUGUUUGGCAUGUGGUGUUUCAGCUGACACAGUUAAAAGAGUGACAAAAGAUCCUGUUCAUUUGGACGGAUAUAAGGUUAGGAGAAGAGCCGUAAAAGGACAGAAUACUACGUACAUGGCAUCUCUGAAGAAAUACGAUCAAGAGUGGGGUGCAACAGUUCGUCAGUUGGUUCAUAAUGAGCUAGAGCAAACGAAAAACAUUACUGUAAGUGAUCUCCACGGUAAACUUCGUAUUGCUUACGCUGACUUUCCAAUGACGGCAGCGACAUUAUAUGACUUUUUGGGAGCGCUUGGUUUCUCUUAUAGGAAAGAUGGAACCGAAAUCUACAUAGAAUAUGGAAACAAAGAAAAAAGAGUCUCAAAAGACCCCGUAUCUAGUGCCACGUGUACAUCGUCCUUGGAGAGAUUUGAUCUAGAAUGGGGUGAAGCAAUUCGUCAUUUCGUUCAUAAUGAGCUAGAACAGGGAAAUGAUAUAACUGUAAGCGAUUUGCACAUGUUAAUUAUAAUUCUAUUAUUAUUAUUAUUAUUAUUAUUAUUAUUAUUAUUAUUAUUAUUAUUAUUAUUAUUAUUAUUAUUAUUAUUAUUAUUAUUAUUAUUAUUAUUAUUAUUAUUAUUAUUAUUAUUAUUAUUAUUAUUAUUAUUAUUAUUAUUAUUAUUAUUAUUAUUAUUAUUAUUAUUAUUAUUAUUAUUAUUAUUAUUAUUAUUAUUAUUAUUAUUAUUAUUAUUAUUAUUAUUAUUAUUAUUAUUAUUAUUAUUAUUAUUAUUAUUAUUAUUAUUAUUAUUAUUAUUAUUAUUAUUAUUAUUAUUAUUAUUAUUAUUAUUAUUAUUAUUAUUAUUAUUAUUAUUAUUAUUAUUAUUAUUAUUAUUAUUAUUAUUAUUAUUAUUAUUAUUAUUAUUAUUAUUAUUAUUAUUAUUAUUAUUAUUAUUAUUAUUAUUAUUAUUAUUAUUAUUAUUAUUAUUAUUAUUAUUAUUAUUAUUAUUAUUAUUAUUAUUAUUAUUAUUAUUAUUAUUAUUAUUAUUAUUAUUAUUAUUAUUAUUAUUAUUAUUAUUAUUAUUAUUAUUAUUAUUAUUAUUAUUAUUAUUAUUAUUAUUAUUAUUAUUAUUAUUAUUAUUAUUAUUAUUAUUAUUAUUAUUAUUAUUAUUAUUAUUAUUAUUAUUAUUAUUAUUAUUAUUAUUAUUAUUAUUAUUAUUAUUAUUAUUAUUAUUAUUAUUAUUAUUAUUAUUAUUAUUAUUAUUAUUAUUAUUAUUAUUAUUAUUAUUAUUAUUAUUAUUAUUAUUAUUAUUAUUAUUAUUAUUAUUAUUAUUAUUAUUAUUAUUAUUAUUAUUAUUAUUAUUAUUAUUAUUAUUAUUAUUAUUAUUAUUAUUAUUAUUAUUAUUAUUAUUAUUAUUAUUAUUAUUAUUAUUAUUAUUAUUAUUAUUAUUAUUAUUAUUAUUAUUAUUAUUAUUAUUAUUAUUAUUAUUAUUAUUAUUAUUAUUAUUAUUAUUAUUAUUAUUAUUAUUAUUAUUAUUAUUAUUAUUAUUAUUAUUAUUAUUAUUAUUAUUAUUAUUAUUAUUAUUAUUAUUAUUAUUAUUAUUAUUAUUAUUAUUAUUAUUAUUAUUAUUAUUAUUAUUAUUAUUAUUAUUAUUAUUAUUAUUAUUAUUGUAUGAUUGUAUGAUUGUAUGA
Messenger RNA from Necator americanus (New World hookworm), 2316 nucleotides. RefSeq lists its product as uncharacterized. The coding region runs from base 1 to 2316 and encodes 771 amino acids. The record is from RefSeq and is a predicted model, not a curated record. The transcript is spliced from 9 exons. Lineage: Eukaryota; Metazoa; Nematoda; Chromadorea; Rhabditida; Ancylostomatidae.